AUAGACAGCAUCCCCCAUGUUUUUCAGAGCUCAUGCAGUUGCACUAGUCUAUAGCUAACAGUAUAGUAAAGAAACAAUGAUGAGCAUUACUAGUACAAGACUCUCUGUUGUGAUCUGUCUGAUCUUCUUCAUCCUUGUUAUUGCUGGGAUUACUGUGACCCAGGGAACAACAUCAGACUGCUUUGUUAAUAAUGUGGGCACAUUCAUGGAUGGGCAGGACUGUUCACCUUACGACAUCUUUGACUCAGGUCAAUCAAUCACGAAUGCCACUCUGUCAGACUUUUGUCCCAGCCAGUGUGCAAUAGCUGUGAACAUUUUCUUUGAAGCUGCUUGCAACUUGAGCUACAGUGAGAUUGUCUGCUCAAGAAAUGAGGACAACACUCGCUACUGUGUCGACUUUCAGUACAUUGAUGAGCAACUCACGACAGAAAUUCUUCAACCAAUGCGAGCUGCAUGUCUCGACUCCAACUGUAGCCAAUCAGAUGCUUGCAAUGCUUCUGUGCAAGCGCUACCUUGUUGCAUAAAUGAAGCAAAUCGAUUUUUGACUGAGAUUGAUGGACGACCUGCUCUACUCUCCAGUGACUGCACGGUAGUGAGCUCUGUGUGCAACAUACCGGACUACGCGGAUUUAAUAACUACGUACACCGAACCAGCACUAGUAACUCAAAUGAAUAUCGUAGGACCUACUAACUCUGCAGAUGUUACUGCUGUAGUACAUUUGACGGUUGUCCUGGCAUUACUUGUAUAUAGCUGUGCUACAGUAUGGAGUUAACCAACUACUAGAUACCAACCACAGUUCACUUGUUUUUUGACAUACAAAGCCAUGCAAAGCCGUGCAUUAAUAUUUUGCAUCGAGUA
Molecule: messenger RNA, 858 nt
Organism: Halichondria panicea
Lineage: Eukaryota; Metazoa; Porifera; Demospongiae; Suberitida; Halichondriidae
Exons: 4
Coding region: 77-772 (231 amino acids)
Source: RefSeq, a predicted model, not a curated record